Messenger RNA from Caenorhabditis elegans, 1514 nucleotides. RefSeq names its product SHSP domain-containing protein (gene Y55F3BR.6). The record is from RefSeq and is marked reviewed. The transcript is spliced from 6 exons. Bases 228 to 770 code for a protein of 180 amino acids. Lineage: Eukaryota; Metazoa; Nematoda; Chromadorea; Rhabditida; Rhabditidae.
AUUAAAAAAUGAGCAAGACAUACUCCUACACCCGUGUUACCACCCGUUCCAACGGCCUUCCGUCGAAAAGUCCGAUCGAGGAACUGCCCGUCUAUUCUCCGAUCUAUUCGUCGACGUUCCGCACGGCUGUCGGAAGCUCCAGCAACUCUAUCAACACUGCUGGCCUGGAUGGAUUGAGAACUCCGAUGAGAUCCUCUGGAGAUGACAGAGCACGGAGCAGCAAUAAUAUGGCUACGUUCAACACUACAAGCUCCUACAAUCGGACUUAUGAGAAAAAGGUCAUCGAGGAAGGAUCUCCAAAUGUUCGUGUCACCACGCAAACUCAUACUGCAAUUCCAGGAAUGCCGGACCUCGGCAAUAUCCACUCUUCGAUGCUCUCCAACUUUCCAAAUCUUGCAAUUUCGAGCCCAUCGGUUGUUGGAAGUCAAAAUGGAAAUCUGACAUCAAUUCGUGUCACGAAUACUAGUUUUCAUGCGAUUUUGGACGUUUCCAAGUAUGAUGCUGAUUCGUUAAAGGUAACCGUCGUCGAUAACAACAUAAUCGUUGAAGGAUCGCAUGGAGAAAAGGAAGAUACCUAUGGAACCAUCGAAUCAACCUUCAAACGUCGCUUUCCACUUCCAAAAGCCGUCGCACCGGAAUCUGUUCAAUCUCAGCUCACUGCUGAUGGUCAUUUGACUAUUGAUGCAAAAGCACCGGAGCCGAAACAAGAAGGAGCUCGUCCGAUUCAGAUUAAAGUUAUUAACACAUCCGCCGAGCAACAGAAGCAAUAAAUUAUCGAUUUUGAGAAAUUUUGAGGGUUUCUAGUGAAAAAUUGAUUUUUUUUCUUGGAAAUUGACUUAUUUUACGGGAAAAUCCGAAUCUUUAACAGUUUUUAAACGAAAAAUUGUAUUCAAAAAUUUAAAAAAAAAAACCAACUUUUCAGAUAAUUAUGGAAUUUUCUUUCAAAAAAAAAUCGAAUUCUAAUUUUUGGCAGUUUUUAGUGAAAAUUUCUGAAAUUUCAGAACAUUUUUCAUGUUUUUCUGCAAAAAUCUCCGUUUCUCUAGAAAAUGGAAAGUUUUCUACUUUUUCUGAAAAAAAAAGUAAAAUUUCGAAAUUACAUUCGAAAAAAAACUAGACUUUUUCUGAAUUUUCAAAAUAAAUUUUUUUUUUGAUUUUUGAGAAUUUUAGCAAUUUUAUGGCUAAAAAAUCUGAAUUUCAAAAAAAAAAUUCAAUUUUUUCGCUUGAAACCCCUAUAAUUUCCCACAUUUCCCACCGAAUUUAUCCAGAUUUUUUUAAAAAUAUUUCCCCCCAUUUCCAGAAAUCCCCGUUUUAAAAAUGAUAUAUCUGUGCCAAUUUUAUCGAUUUUUCACCCAAAAAAUCCCGAAUUUUAGUCGCUUGUACUGGUUUCCCUCAACCCAUUCGUCCUGCCAAAUCAAUGUUUUUUUUUGUAAUUUUUUUAAUAUUCAUUGCAUAUUAUAUUAUUUUUCCUUUUUUUUUCGAAAAAGUUUAACCGAAAAUUAAUGAAUUUCCAAUCG